CUCUUCUCUCCAUCAUUUUAAUCAAAGACAAUCAGACAAGAUGGCCGACUUCGACCAACUCCGCGCCCAAUACCUCUUCAACACCAAAGGCCGCGUCGCCGUCGUAACAGGCGGUGGAACCGGCCUCGGCCUCAUAACAGCCAAAGCCCUCUGCGCCAACGGCCUCAAAGUCUACAUCACAGGCCGGCGCAUCGAAAAGCUCCGCGAAGCAGAAAUGCACGACACCGAAAGCGGCGGCUCCAUCAUCGCCCUCCAAAUGGACUGCAACGACAAAGAAAGCAUCUCCUCUGGCGUCCGCGAAAUCUCCUCCAAAGAAAAAUUCCUCAACCUCCUCGUCAACAAUGCCGGCGUCACGAGUGUGAAUUAUGGACCCUCGGGUGCUCCGACGGGAAGUGUGGAAGAGAUUAGUAAGACGAUGUUUGAGAAUCAGGAUUUUGAGGAUUGGUUGGAGAUUUAUAAAAUCAAUGUCGCGAGCUAUUAUUUUACUUCGACAGCUUUCCUCCCUUUACUCAUCCGCGCUCGCGAAAACGGCUACUCCGAAGCAGGAAAUAUCCUCAACAUCAGUUCUAUCUCGGGAAUUACAAAAACUUCUCAAAACGGACAAUUCUCGUAUAACGCUUCCAAAGCUGCGACUAUAUCUUUAACUGAACAAUUGGCAGUGGAAUUUAAGAGACCGGAUUUGGAAGUUCGAGUUAAUACUUUGGCGCCGGGGUAUUUUCCUAGUCAGAUGAGUGUUGAUAAGGGAGAGGCUGAGGAGAAGGGGAAGGAAUUUUAUCGCGAUUUGGAGGGGUAUGGGGUUCCGUUUGGGAGGUUUGGACGGCCGAGGGAUUAUGCAAAGGCGGUGUUGGGGUUUGCGAUGAAUGAGUAUGUUAGUGGGAGUACGUUGGUUAUUGAUGGGGGGUGGUUGUUGGCGCAUCCGUGAGUGUGGGCAUUUGGUAGGAAUGUGGAUUGGGGAGAGCGGUCAGAUUAUAGAUUGAUAUGUGGUUGAUAUUGCUUGUUGAGGAUCUUUUUCCCUCGGAUUGUAGACAGAAGCGAGAAAUCAUGUUCUUGUUCGCAGGAGUAGAGUCGUGUGGUUCUUUUCG
This is a messenger RNA of Cercospora beticola, 1082 nucleotides long. RefSeq names its product SDR family NAD(P)-dependent oxidoreductase. The record is from RefSeq and is a predicted model, not a curated record. Gene Ontology annotation, molecular function: oxidoreductase activity. Lineage: Eukaryota; Fungi; Ascomycota; Dothideomycetes; Mycosphaerellales; Mycosphaerellaceae.